Messenger RNA from Bombus pascuorum, 1686 nucleotides. Its product is annotated as basic proline-rich protein-like. NCBI's taxonomy places the organism in Eukaryota, Metazoa, Arthropoda, Insecta, Hymenoptera, Apidae. The coding region runs from base 154 to 1566 and encodes 470 amino acids. The record is from RefSeq and is a predicted model, not a curated record. The transcript is spliced from 2 exons. Gene Ontology annotation, cellular component: extracellular region. Gene Ontology annotation, molecular function: chitin binding.
GAUAAUUACGAUUGAUAAACAAGUAUUUGCUUGCUGAUAAUCUAUUAAAAAUACUUACGUAGAAUAUAUAAAGAGGAAGACAAAUCUGAUCGUCAUAACAAUAGUAAGAAGGAAUACAAUACAAGACGAAAUUGUGCGCUUUCAGAAGCAAGAAUGAAAGCAACGUUUGUGGCAAUAUUUGCCACACUUUUGGUGACGUUUGCUUUCGCCACUCCACCUCAAUGUCCAAAUAAGGACGGAGAGGAUGUUGCCUUGUUUCCGAAUCCAGAUGACUGCUCGACCUACUAUUCCUGCAAUGCAGGCGUACCGCAAAUAAUGAAAUGUAGUGAAGGACUGGAAUAUAAUUCGGAUUUAAGAGUAUGCGACUGGCCCAGAGAAAAUGCAGAAUGUAAACAUGACCAUACAAGACCACCACAUUCUUCGACAGCCAGUCCUACGCUGACAACUCGCCCUCCACGACCAACUGAAUCUGGCGAACACAGUACUACUGCAUCACCUCGUCCGCCACGACCAACUCGUUCUACUGAACCAUCUCCAUUCCACCCUACACACACUCCUACUGAUGGAUCAUCCCGUCCUCCAAAACCAACUCACCCUACUAGACCACACCACUCUUCAAGACCAACUGAUUCUACUGAACCAUCCCGUCCUCCAAAACCAACUCACCCUACUAGACCACACCACUCUUCAAGACCAACUGAUUCUACUGAACCAUCCCGUCCUCCAAAACCAACUCACCCUACUAGACCACCCCACCCUUCAAGACCAACUUCAACUGCCAGUCCAAGGCCAUCUCGUCAACCAGAUUCUGAUGUUGGUCCACCACACCACCCUCCUGGUCCACCUCACCAUCCUCCUGGUCCACCACACCACCCGCCAGGACCACCACACCACCCGCCAGGUCCACCUCACCGCCCUCCUGGUCCACCUCACCAUCCUCCUGGUCCACCACACCACCCGCCAGGUCCACCACACCACCCGCCAGGUCGACCACACCACCCGCCAGGUCCACCUCACCACCCUCCUGGUCCACCACACCACCCGCCAGGUCCACCACACCACCCGCCAGGUCCACCACACCACCCACCCGGCCCACCACACCACCCUCCUGGUCCACCUCACCACCCUCCUGGUCCACCUCACCACCCUCCUGGUCCACCUCACCGCCCACCCGGUCCACCUCACCGCCCACCCGGUCCACCACACCACCCACCCGGUCCACCUCACCGCCCGCCCGGUCCACCUCACCGCCCGCCCGGUCCACCUCACCGCCCACCCGGUCCACCACACCACCCACCCGGUCCACCACACCACCCGCCCGGUCCACCACACCACCCGCCAGGUCUACCACACCACCCGCCAGGUCCACCACACCACCCACCCGGUCCUCCACACCACCCGCCAGGUCCACCACACCACCCGCCAGGUCCACCACACCACCCUCCCGGUCCACCACACCGCCCGGACCUUCCUCCAAUUCCGCAUCAUCCCCCACAACGUCCUCAUUACCCCUUUGAUGAGCCCAUAUUUCCAAGAUAUAGAUAUUCCAAGAUACUAGAAGUCUAACCAAUUUUAUGAUUAAAAGGAGUUGCUCAAUGUCACUGAAAUUCUUAGUGUAUUUGACAAAAAUUAUAUAUUCAAAAUGUAUUCGAUAUAGUUGAACUGUAAUAAAUAUUUCUGAAUUUA